Molecule: messenger RNA, 2059 nt
Organism: Physcomitrium patens
Lineage: Eukaryota; Viridiplantae; Streptophyta; Bryopsida; Funariales; Funariaceae
Product: PHAF1 protein At3g51130
Source: RefSeq, a predicted model, not a curated record
UUGAAAUGGAUAGACCCCCUUGUUCGGGCGGUUUCCGCAACACGGUAGGCACUGCAUGAAGGUCACCCACCUAUGAUAUCGAGAAGAGAGUAGACACAACUGAGAUAAGAAAACGGAAGGGAAAAGAGAGGUAGAAUUUGGCAACAAGACUCAAUUGCUACGCCUUCAUUUCACGGUCUUAGAUUAGGAUACGGUGAAACCCUGAAGCCAUUGCUUGAAUAUCGUAGAGAUGGUGUGAAUGGAUUCCUAAACUUAGAAGGAACAUCACAGACUCUCGCACGCUUCCUCUAUCCUCCUAUUUAUACCCUCCUGAAGGAUUCUUCAGCUCCAAGGACCUUGUGCAAGAAUUGAAGGUUUUAUUAGAGGCGUUCGAAGAUAAGGAUUCACAUCUUUCCAUCAGAAAAGUUGUUUCUGUCUUCACGCUUCUGCCAUCGAAUGGGAGGUCUCACGCUUGACCUCCGGCCCGGGGCGGGUCUGGGUGCUUUCAAUCUCGGAAUGCCGGUGUGUGAGGCCUUGGCGUACGUUCAGCAGCACAGGUCGUCGUUCGAUGUUGUACAAGUGAAAUAUAACGAUGAGGAACCCUUGCAAAUGGAUCUAGUUCUCAACUUUCCUGAGCAUGGUUUUCAUCUGCGGUUUGAAUCUCAGUCGCAGCGAUUGAGAUUGAUAGAAGUGUACGACGUGCAACGCUUGCACAUGCGCUACGCUACUUCGUCAAUCGGGGGACCAAACAUUACAGCCACGUUUGUAGCAGUUUAUGCACUUUUUGGACCAACCUUUCCAGGUACAUUCAACAUGAAGCGGUGCGUUUACACAUUAUUUUACCCUGGUCUAUCAUUCGCUUUCCCUAUCCCAGUACAGUACACAGAGUGUUGUCAGCAUCGAGAAGCGGAGUUGCCGUUGGAAUUUCCUGAUGGGACUACUCCGGUUAUGUCGCGUAUAUGCAUAUAUGACAGCGCAGUCGGAGGUGGAGUUGGUGUUGGUGCUCCCCUUAAGAUUGCUUUACCGCCUCAGCUUCCGGUUGGGAGCUUCUACAUGGAAGAGGUCCAUGCUAAAUUGGCAGAGGAAUUGUGGUUUACUGGUGGUGGCCAGCAUCUUUUAUUCGGUGCAUCUCCACAGGAUGUGUGGGCAGAGUUAGGUCGGCCAUGUGGUAUUCACCAGAAACAGGUUGACCCUAUGGUGAUCCAUUCUGCCUCUGAUCCAAAACCUCGCACUGCACUCUGUGGUGAUUAUUUUUAUAAUUAUUUCACACGCGGCAUUGAUAUCUUGUUCGAUGGUCAGACUCAUCGCAUCAAGAAGUUUGUACUUCAUACCAAUUUUCCAGGUCACACGGACUUCAACUGUUAUAUCAAAUGCAACUUCAUUAUUUAUGUUCCCCCAAGUGAUGGUGGUGAGGAACUUGACAAAGCUGCUUACGCUGAUGGAAAUCAAAGGCGUAUCACUGCCAACACCAAAUGGAGUGAAGUGCAGGGCCUACUAGGCGAUGGUGGUCGUGCUGCAAUUCAAACGCAAGGCUCUGUUAGCAAUCCAUUCGGUCCAACGUUUGUGUAUGGCUAUCGCAACAUCGCUCUGGAGGUAAUGAAGAAUGGGCAUAUUGCAACUGUGACUCUCUUCCAGAGCACCAUGUAAAGUCGUACAACACUACAGGACAUUGCUUUAGUCGUGCUCAUUGCCCGUGAAUGUCGGUGUCACAUUGUGGUAACUGUUGUCUGUGAAUAUUGUAAAUGAAAUGUGAAGAUAGUUUGUUUCUAGUAUGUAGUUCGUAUUAUUGGUUAAAAGAGUGAAUUUUGUCACUCAAGCGAGAAUUUACUAUCAAUUUCGCUGGGAGGAAAAAGUCUUCCAUAGUGAUUCUGUAAGUCUGUUGGAGGUUGGAGCUUAGAAACUUCCAGAGCCUGUGUUACAGAAGAAUUCAGAUUCUAGAUGAAAGGAGGACCAGUGCAAAGGCCGUGUAUAUGCGUACAUCUGUUCAUGCAGUCUUUGGUUUCAUUCUUAUUGCAGGAUAUGGUUCUCUACAAGUUGCUUUCAUUUCUAUGUCAAUAAUAUUGUAUCAUCCGUCCCAGUA